AUGAGGCCUUGUGGAAUACUCAGUGGAUUUUUAUUAGUACUUUUAUGUGUAUAUUUUGUGUGCGCCGCUACCAAAGAUGAAGCGCCACCCAAAAAGAAACGAAGGGGAUGUCGUUGUUUGAAAAAAUACAUGAAUGAAGUGAAUUCUAUAGUGGAACAAAAGCUGAAAAAGUUCGAGGAAAAGUAUUUUAUUUCCGCAUUACCAGGGGCGCCGACUGGUUCCGAAAGAAUCAUGUCCAUGGCUGACCGACGUUUUGUGAAAUUAACAGCGGAUGUACAGGAAUCAAAAGAUGCCUUGGUCAAACUUAAUUUAAGUCUUCGAAAUAUGAAAGAUCAAAUGAAAAGCCAAAAGCGUGACGUAAUGGAUUUGACAAGUAACUUGGAUCAAUUGGAAGGAAUAGUGACGAAUUUGACAAGUGUGGUACACAGGAUUGAAGUGAUGCAGCCAGGCAGUGGUGACAGUUUGGGUCAAUCAUCAGACGUAGAUUUGUCAACAAGACCUCCAGGAUAUCCUAAAGUUACAUUUGGUAAGACGAAUUCUUCCCUGUCUGAGAGUGUAAAAGAAGAAGGUAGUACUGUACGAGAAGUGAGUUUCGGCAAUCAAAUAUUAGACGCUGUUCUUGGUAAAGUUUCAGUUUACCUCGGGUUAUAA
This is a messenger RNA of Lottia gigantea (owl limpet), 651 nucleotides long. RefSeq lists its product as hypothetical. The transcript is spliced from 3 exons. The record is from RefSeq and is a predicted model, not a curated record. NCBI's taxonomy places the organism in Eukaryota, Metazoa, Mollusca, Gastropoda, Lottiidae. The coding region runs from base 1 to 651 and encodes 216 amino acids.